Trichomycterus rosablanca is the source of this 1955-nucleotide messenger RNA. It is a transcript of the gene hebp2, whose product is annotated as heme binding protein 2. Bases 175 to 753 code for a protein of 192 amino acids. The record is from RefSeq and is a predicted model, not a curated record. The transcript has 5 exons. NCBI's taxonomy places the organism in Eukaryota, Metazoa, Chordata, Actinopteri, Siluriformes, Trichomycteridae. Gene Ontology annotation, molecular function: heme binding. Gene Ontology annotation, cellular component: cytoplasm.
UACACGGGUUGUUACAGAACAAUAGUGAGGUUGUAUAACCGCUCAUAUAACACAGUAAACUACCGUCAUUAUUACCUACAGCUCUGUUUUACUGUAUCACUGCCAGAAUAGCGACUUUACUGUCCAGAAAAAAACAGAGUUUCUUUGCUUUCAUAAAGAGCUCGGCUGACUAACAUGCUGAGAGCCGUCGGUAGAGCCGUGUUUGGAGGACUGGAGAACCCAAAGUUCACUCCACAAGAGAGCAAGGGCCAGGACUAUGAGGUGCGAACCUACCACACUACACAAUGGGUCAGUACUUCAGUUACAGAAAUGGAAGAGGACAAAGCCUUAAGUUCCGGCUUCAUGAGACUCUUUAAAUACAUCCAAGGAAAUAAUGAAAAGAAUGCAAAAAUUGACAUGACAGCUCCAGUGACUUGCCUGAUUAAUCCUGGAGAGGGACCGGCCUGUGAAAGUACCUUUACUGUGUCAUUCUAUGUCCCUGAGGAGCACCAGGCUGAACCCCCAAAACCCACGACACCUGAGAUUUUUAUCGAGAACAGGAAGGAGUUCACUGUGUUUGUCAGGACAUUUGGAGGUUUUGCAAACAGUCAGAACACCCGUGAUGAGCUGCUGAAGCUUAUUGAGAGUCUAAAGAGGGAUGGGAUGAGCUUCAAAGAAUCUCCUUACUACAGAGUGGGCUAUGAUAGUCCCUUCAAACUGAUCAACCGCAGGAACGAAGUGUGGCUCAUAAAACAGGAGGAUGAAAAGCAGUGAGUCUGAAGUUCCAGAGUGUAAGAAAGAAACUCACAGCUGCACAGGUUUAGUACUCGCCUACAGCCAAAGCAAAUCACAAGUAAAGCUUCAGCAUCCAAAAGUAACUCAAUUAAAUUAAAAAUGCUUUUCUGAGAUGAUUUGAAGUAUAAAAUGUGCUGCUGUUUUGUCAUAGUAGGCAGUUGAUUUAAUGUGCCUUAACUAUCAUUUAUACCUUAUGAUUGGCUGAUGUGUAUAUAUACAUUUUUAUAACAGCUCUUUUAUAACAGUGAGCUUAAGAACAAAGAACCAUGCUUGAAUGUAGACAUCACAAUGAAAAUACUAGUUAAUAGUAGACCUGUAUUUACAUUUACGUUUUCGGCAUUUAGCAGACGCUUUUAUCCAACGUGACUUACAAUAUUGUAAGAGUAUACUGUCUAAGCAAUAGAGGGUUAAGGGCCUUGCUCAAGGGCCCAACUGUGGCAACCUGGCAGUGGUGAACCAGCAACCUUUCGAUUACUGACCCUGUACCUUAACCACUAGGCUACAACUGCCCUAUUUAUAAUCUGCUAACAUGCCUUUUGAAAUGGAUUUGAUCAUCAAUUAAUGCAGAGUUGAACUAAAUAAGAAAAAUUAAAAACCAAAAAAGGAUUUAAGAGGAAAAACACAAUGCCCAAUUGUGUUAUGUAUAGGCUACAACUGAAAAUUAAAAGCAGUCUAGAUCAUUAUAAAGCUGUGAUACGUGAAGACAUGAGCCAGUGUUUUGUUUACAGCUUGUUGUUUACAUACAUUGCAUCAUGAAACAGCCUUCAAGCAUAACUGCUUACUUUAAAAUAGAAGUGCCUGAAGAUUCAAAUUUAUGAAUAAAUAUUAGUUACAUAAUUAAGAAUCCUCUGGUCUCAUAAAUGAAUUUAUGAAAUAUUUACAUGUGCUAUGAUGCACAUGUAUUACGUUUCUCUGUUGACAUAUGUGGUAUUACUUAAUAAAAAAAAUAAUAACUUGACGAACAAGAAAUGUUUAUGAUUAACAGAAAACUAAAUUUGUGAUUUUAUUGCAUGUGUAUAAUUAUAUCAUUUUAAUGUUUAAUUAGUUUAAUUGAAAGCUAUAAUGUAUAGGAAGUAGUUUCUAACAGCCUAGGAGUUAUGGUAUGUGCAUUGUACGAAAUUAUGUACAAAUGUUUACAUUCAAUGUUAUUACAACUAAUAAAAAUGCCACUGUUUUAUGUU